GAUAAUAUGGAGCACAUACUAAUAAAGGCUGAAGGAGUUGAGAACUAUGGAUCAAUGGAUAUGUCUCCAGAGUGUGUACCUAGACCUUUGAAUGACAACAAUUCAUUUGGUGAAUAUGUGAUCAUAGCUAAAACGAUAUUUUUAGGGCCGCAUUGUAAAUUAUAUUAGAUUUAUUAUAUAGGGCCGUUAUUUGCUGGUACAUUGAUUGGAUUCAAUAUAUUUGCUUAUCUAAUGAUUAGAAAUUAAAUAGCUCAGGGUCACGAUAUUACUUUUGGAAUUAUAAUAACAAUAGUAUAAUCAAUUUUUUAUUUGGCUAUCGGAUUGGCCAAUCCUGGAAUUGCAAAUGACUCAUCUUUGAAUUAUAAAUAUCUUGGGUAGUUAUACACAUUACCAAAUAAACCAUAAUAAAGAAAUGUGUGGUAUUGUGAAAAAUGCUAAAAAAUAUAACCUCCUCGAUCUGAUCAUUGCCCAUUUUGUAGAGUUUGCAUAAAAAAUUAUGAUCAUCAUUGUCCUUGGACAGGGAAAUGCAUUGGAGGCGAGAAUCUAUUGCAUUUUUGGGCCUUUCUUAUCUCAACCAUCGUGUUCUUCACUUAUUUUAUUACAAUAUUAAUGGAUUAAAGUGAGGAAGCAAAAACUUAAUGAUUUAAUUUAUUUAGGUUAAUUUAUUACAAUAUUAAACUUCUUCACAAAACAUCAAUAAUUUUAUCAAGUAAUUAAGUUGCUUAGUUGUAAUUUGACAUCGCCAUCUUCAGAGUAUCUCCCAUUUUUUAUAUUCAGCUUUUAGCAAAAGUAAUUAGAAUUUUUAUUGUGUAACAAGUUGUUGUUUCAAAGUUCUCUUAUUUUGAUCUAGCAUACUCGUUGUAGUUCUAAUUAAGUAUUCUUUAGCCUCAAUAUGCUGUUAUUUGCAUUUUUAGCCAAGAAAGGUAUUUAGAAAAAUGAGUAUUAGAUUGAAUCUAAAUUUAGAAAAUUGCUUCACAGUCGAUAACUAUAUUUGGAGAAUAACAAAUUAGUUUAAGAAAUAUUUAGAGAGAUCAAAGUAAGGAUGGUAUUGAUAUAUUGUAAGAGGAAGAAGUGGGAUAUUAUUUUUGUAAAAUGACUAAUUUUUUGUUCUAUAAAUAAUUUAAUGAUCACUUAAUAUAAUCUAUAAAUAGAAAUGUUAUUAUGUAUUUAAUAGGAAACUCAUCUCAAUAAUCAAUGCUGGUACAAUGGGAAAGGUGCAUUUUUGACAAUAUAAAGCCUGGAUGUAAAUGCAUUGAAUUACAAAAAGGAUUUUUAUUGAGAAUCUUUUGCAGAACUCAAGAUUUUGCCUGUGUGAUGAAAAAUAUUGAAAAUAUGAGACAUCCAUAUUUGGUCUAAAAAUAAAUCAGCUGAAGACAUGCACAGAAACUUAAUGCGUAUAAAGAGCUGUAUUCGUGGAGUUAUAGUGGUAUUUAUUUAGGAAUUGAUAUUCUUUAAAUUGGAUGUUUAAACAGGAUUUGGAAAUUGUUGA
This is a messenger RNA of Paramecium octaurelia, 1489 nucleotides long. The record is from the annotation of a GenBank genome assembly. Lineage: Eukaryota; Ciliophora; Oligohymenophorea; Peniculida; Parameciidae.